Phytophthora sojae is the source of this 870-nucleotide messenger RNA. RefSeq lists its product as hypothetical. Bases 1 to 870 code for a protein of 289 amino acids. The record is from RefSeq and is a predicted model, not a curated record. Lineage: Eukaryota; Oomycota; Peronosporomycetes; Peronosporales; Peronosporaceae. The transcript has a single exon.
AUGAGCUCCCGGUUCGUAGUCACGACACUGCUCGCGAGCGCUGUAUCCCUGACGCUGCUGCCACCUUCGGUGGAGGCCGCGGCAUGCGCGCAGAUCUGCUACACAACAGUCCUGACGGGAUUCGGGCCGGGCGGCACACCCGGCUGCACCUGCAGCGGAUCGCAGCAGGGGGCACGCACAGGAGCAGGAGGCUGCAACUGCGGCCAAUGCUAUGAGAAGACAAACGGUGCUGUCUACGGCUUCGCUAUCAACGCGAACGGAACUUGCACAUACGGCACGGACUGCGGGAACUGUGACUACUCGAGUACUACCAGCUCCCCCACCAGUACACCGUCAACCGAUGGGGGUUCUCAAGCCACGACAUCGACACCGUCGCCGGUUCCAUCGACCUCCACAGCUACUCCAACUGUCACAGACUCUGCGUCAGGCUCAACCUCAUCGACUACAGACUUGAGCAGCUCGUCGAAUUCGGCGAGUGAUAGCAGUGCGAAUACUUCCACCAACGGCAGCACUAGCACUCACACAGGCAGCAGUUCGAACUCAAUAUCAAGCUCAAGCUCACAUGACAACGCCAGUGGCGGCCCAGACAGCCGAGCGGCUAGUGAAGCUGAGCAGCAAGCAGCGCGCGGCCCUCACCUGAGCAUGUGGCAGAUCGUGCUGGCAAUUUGCUGUUCAGUGCUGUUCUUUGCAGUCGCAGUCGUGUCGGUGUGUUCGUGCUACUGCAAGGCGCGCAGCCGUCUGUACCAGCACGAGGAGGACGUGGCCACCUACUACAGCCAGAAUGCGGCAUUCCAGCCGUGGAGUGCUGACAGAACUCCGGCACCACAUGUACAUGUACUUCAAGCCACUAAAUCCUCAAACAUGGUCUAA